AUGUGCGGUGCUAUGGUUGUGUCCAGCCUCAGUCGCCACCAGCCUCCGUUGCCUCCUGCCACCAGCCUCCGUUGCCACCUGCCACCAGCCCUCCGUUGCCACCUGCCACCAGCCCUCCGUUGUCACCUGCCACCAGCCUCUGUUGCCUCCUGCCACCAGCCUCUGUUGCCACCUGCCACCAGCCUCUGUUGCCUCCUGCCACCAGCCUCCGUUGCCACCUGCCACCAGCCUCCGUUGCCACCUGCCACCAGUCUCCGUUGCCACCUGCCACCAGCCUCUGUUGCCUCCUGCCACCAGCCUCUGUUGCCUCCUGCCACCAGCCUCCGUUGCCACCUGCCACCAGCCUCUGUUGCCACCUGGCACCAGCCUCCGUUGCUACCUGCCACCAGCCUCUGUUGCCUCCUGCCACCAGCCUCUGUUGCCACCUGCCACCAGCCUCCGUUGCCUCCUGCCACCAGCCUCCGUUGCCUCCUGCCACCAGCCUCCGUUGCCUCCUGCCUUGCUUACCACCUGCCUUGGUUUCCUCCCGCUCAGUUGCCACCUGCCACUAGCCUCUGUUGCCACCUGCCACCAGCCUCUGUUGCCACCUGCCACCAGCCUCGGUUGCCACCUGCCUUGCUUACCACCUGCCUUGGUUUCCUCCUGCCUCAGUUGCCACCUGCCACUAGCCUCGAUUACCACCUGGCACCAGCCUCGGUUACCACCUGCCACUAG
Haliotis rufescens (red abalone) is the source of this 714-nucleotide messenger RNA. Its product is annotated as YLP motif-containing protein 1-like. Lineage: Eukaryota; Metazoa; Mollusca; Gastropoda; Lepetellida; Haliotidae. The record is from RefSeq and is a predicted model, not a curated record. The transcript has 2 exons. The coding region runs from base 1 to 714 and encodes 237 amino acids.